This is a messenger RNA of Trifolium pratense (red clover), 570 nucleotides long. RefSeq lists its product as uncharacterized. Lineage: Eukaryota; Viridiplantae; Streptophyta; Magnoliopsida; Fabales; Fabaceae. The record is from RefSeq and is a predicted model, not a curated record. The transcript is spliced from 2 exons. Bases 1 to 570 code for a protein of 189 amino acids.
AUGCAGAAUAAGCUGCGUUUUAUGGAUGGUUCUUGUCCUAAGCCAGAUCAAUUUGAUCCCACCUAUGAACCAUGGAUUUGUCUCAACAAUUUGGUCUUAUUUUGGUUGAUGAAUUCCAUUAUCCCUACUAUCUCUCAAAGCCUCAUGUAUACUGACAAUGCGUCUCAAGCAUGGGAUGAUCUGAAGGCACGAUCGGGUACGAGUUUCUUCUUUACAAAGGGAAACGGUUUAUGGGAGGAAUUAGAGUUGUAUCGCCUUGUCCCUGAUUGUAUGUGUGAUGCCCAGCAAAAUGCCAAGAAGUUUAAAGAAGAAGACUUGGUUCUCUCAUUUCUCACUGGCUUGAAUGAUCACUAUGCUAUGGUAAGACCACAGAUUCUUUUAAUGGAACCUUUUCCUCAAUUGAAUGCUGCUUUUGGAUUAGAAGUUCAGCAUGAGAGUCUCAAUGAUUUGGAUAAUAUGGAGGAUCAAUCUGAUAACAUUUCUGCUUCCAUCAAUUUUGCACGCAAACCUUAUGGCAAGAAUCAUGCUUCAUCCAAAACUGACAAAAUGUGUACAUAUUGUGGAUUUUAG